This is a messenger RNA of Trichobilharzia szidati, 2453 nucleotides long. The record is from the annotation of a GenBank genome assembly. Lineage: Eukaryota; Metazoa; Platyhelminthes; Trematoda; Strigeidida; Schistosomatidae.
CAUCCUAACGGGUUACCCAUUACUGAAAAAAUCCACGUCAGAGUACCUCCUGAAGCAUGAACAGCAACUCAAAUGAAGAUAACUUCUUUUCCAAAUUUGGACAGUAUGAAGCUGAACGCGCAAGAAGACGUGUAGAACUUAUGCAGGACUACUUGGAAUUCAAACGAAAAGAAGAAGAAAACUUUCACAAAAGAUUCUCCGAUAAAAAGAAGAGCUGUUCUUCUUCUAGUGAACACUCUGGAAUCCCGAAAUCGACUGAGACCCCGUCCAAAGGCAAUGAUAAUACAAAAAGCAAUGAUCUGGGAGGCCGGUUGACAGAGCUAGAGAAAAAAAUUAACACCUUACUUGUUGACAAAAGUGCGGCUUCCCAAAUUAAUCCUGCUGGAUUUGAUGGCGAAGUCACUGGCCCGAAGGAAGCGAACGGCAAAGUUCCUUUCAUUAAUGCUGCUCUUGACAAUGAAUACGAAGCAGAUCUAAGGAAGCGUCUUCAGCAGAUUUCUGAAGCGGAUAAACGCUUGAGUCUUAUCGAAGAGGAAUACAAUAAACUGAAAUUUGUCGACAGUCAGUAUGUUGCGCAAAGCUUUAAUAAUGUGAAUCCGGGAAGUCAGCUGGUCACAAAACCUACUAAGGAUGAGGAAAUGCACUUAAGACAGAUGCAAAAAGCACAAUACAGAAGAGAGCUAGAGUCACAAAUCGCUGAGAUAGAAGAAAAGCGUUUGCGUGAAAAGAUGGAUGCUGUGAAACCUAGUCCCAUACACUUCAGACCACUUUGUACAAAUGAAGUUUCACAGUUCUCAUCAAACAGCGAAAAUUCACUUGGAAAAGAUACGACCCCGACGGAAUCAAUUUACUUCGACAUAGGCCAACGGGAUUUAUUGGUAACUCACAUCCCAUAUUCUGAUGUACCAACGAAAAAAACGCUUAGUGUCGGUAAUAGUAUUAUAGUAGAUGCACAACAAAUUCAGAGUACAGCAGAAUCGAAGCUCAGAAAAAUGCAGUAUGCUGAGGAACUGAAAAAACAGAUUGAAGAGGCGAGGGCGAAGAAAGCACAACAGAAGAAGGAGGAUGAAGAAUAUAAUCGUAAAAUUGACGAGCAAAACCUCACUCUUGAGCUGUCAAGGGAUAAUAGUCAAAUGCGACAAAAAUUAAUGUCCUGUAGUUCUGAACAACUUUCUCAUAAGCAGCCCUUGGGGAUUUUAGAUAAAUCAAAAGGAAUGAAUCCUGUAAAAAUCACUGAAAUCAAGGAAGUGUCACAACCUAACUUCGCUAGGGGUGGUCAUGGAAUUUUCGGAAGUCCAUUAACAGAAGCACAGAAAUGCAGUCUUCAGCAGUACAAAGAAGAAUUGGCGCAACAAAUUGAGGAAAAGCGCUGUAUGAUGGAAGCCGAAAAACAAAGAGAGAUCGAACUGGAAAGACGUGAUAUGGAAAGAAUCCGAAUAGAACAGAUGAAGAUGCAAAGAGAAUUUGAGAUGGAACAAGCACGAAAGCUGAGUAGGGCUGAGAAGCCUACCCAACAGCUGACUGCCAGACAUUGUGAAUGCAACGACAAGAUUCGUGAAGAUAAGAUCCCAGAAAUGAAAAGGACUCAUACACAAACCAAAACCACAAAAGGCAGUCGACCGACGAGAGAUUCAGGAUUACGAAGAUAUAGUCCGACUGGCAGUCCAAAGAUACUGAUUGGUCCAGAAGCCAGCAAACUGAACAAAAUGAAGCAGAUAGAUAACGAAGCAACUAUGCAACACAAGAAUGACAGAACACAGUCCGUACUGAAGCAACUAAACACUCUUAGGGCACAACUUGAUGUUGAGAAGUCUAAAAUCGAGUCGACUUAUUACCAUCAGAAGCGGGCGUAUGGUGAUGAUAAGGAGCCUAUCGAAAUUGGUACCUGCAGACGAGCUAAACCUAGAGUAAACAGAAAAGCUGUGGAGCUGUUUCAGGAUGUUCCAAGUAGUAAUAAAGGUAGCAUAUAUAGGUCUGUGUAUGAAGAUGAAUUGUUGGAAAUGCCUUUCAAGGAAGAUCUGUCAACAGUCGACCAAAAGCAACUGGCGCUUUUGAAGAAGCAAGACGACUAUCUCCAGAAGCUGAGGAGAGAACUAGAAGAAAAAGCCGAACAAAAAAGCAGGACUAGCUUAAUAGAAAAUCAAAAUCCCACAACUGAAGAUCAGACAAAGUUAAGUGUUCCGACAUGGAAUACAAAUGAUAAGCUUACUGAACAAAAAUCUGAAUUAAAUGUGACAUUAAGUCCACAUUAUUCUUCUAAUGGAUCUAUUGAUUUAAAGGAACUGGCUGAAAAAAAUAAACAACGUCUAAUCAGGUUAGAUGCAAUUCAACUACUGGAUAAAGUGAGUAAUGACCCUGAAUCAGUUUUACAGCGUUUUGUUAAUGAACAUGAUGGAAUGUUUUUAAAUGAAUCUAAGCACAAUAUUUUUUAAUAACUCACAAAUCUUGUUCGC